Molecule: messenger RNA, 1347 nt
Organism: Letharia columbiana
Lineage: Eukaryota; Fungi; Ascomycota; Lecanoromycetes; Lecanorales; Parmeliaceae
Exons: 5
Coding region: 1-1347 (448 amino acids)
Source: RefSeq, a predicted model, not a curated record
AUGGUCUUCUCUUCCAAAGCCGUUUUACUCGCUGCCCCAAUUUUCACUCUUCUCUUCUCUACGAUCGUUACUACAUCUCCUCUUGAAUAUGCCGAAAAUCAUGGAGAAGCAAAUGAUGCCCUCGUCAUCCUCAGAAGACAGGUCGCGGACCCAACCAAUGUUGCACCAGAAGAUGAGACUGACGCAGAGAUUGCUGCGGAUGGCACUCGCCCUUUACGAAAAGCUGUCACUGCUCGAUCUAUCUAUCUUGACCAAGCCACUGCAACAUGGUACCAGAUUGACGUAGCCUCUAACGAUCUUGCUGCCUCCUUCACAAGUUUCACAGACACAACGACUACAACAUCUAUUCCUCCGCCGGACGAUCCCAAGCAGACAUCAGGCCCGAAUCCUUGGAAUGUGGACCAUAUUUUUGAGCUUCAGAUCAUUGGGGAAGCGUUCAAAGCUGACAGACCUACUGAUAAUCCAACCUCUAUCGCAGCAGCUGACUGGACAGCGGUAACCAAUGCCGUCUUCACCUUAUCUCCCGCCUGCACAGCGAUAGCCGAAGAAGUGACUGUCCUCCAGAACCUCGAAGGCAUCCCCAACGCCGUCAACAGCUUCAAAAAGCAAGUCUUCACUGGCAAUCUGACCGGCGUCGGCUUCCCCAGCACGGGCAACACCGCAACAUACUACUCCUUCUUCGGCCCCGCGGUACAGAACUAUCUUGUAUCGAACCAACCCAAUUUUUUCAGCGUCAAUGGUAUCGUAGACAAUAUUGGCGACCAGCUGUCUAGCGCAGGUAACAACAAUGCUGCUAUCAAGGCGUACUUUACAUCCUAUGCUGCGUUCCAUUACCAAGGUGCUAUCGACUACCUCUCCACUUGGUCUGGCAAACCAAUCACACGCACAAUUGCAAGUUCUACAGCCGCGACAGGCACUUCCGCUGCAGCCGCGACUGUCACAUGUCAGCAUAACGCCGACCCGGAUAACACGUGUGCCGCUAUCGCUGACAGCCUUGGAUACUGCGAAUGCAACAACGACGGUAAUACUUACGCUAUCGAGACCAGUGCUCCAAACCCUUGCGGCUGGACAACUCUGCCACCUACGACUUCCUUUGACUGUAGCAGCACCCCGCCACCUGCUCCCGUCGUCGUGACACCUACGACUACGCCUCUCGCUUGCACUUUGCGCGAUGAAGUAAUCGGCGGCGGUCGUGACCCUGAAAUCACGCAUAUCUGCACCUGUAACGAUGGAUCGUCUCCUUCUGCGACUGUGAGCGGUGAUGAAUAUGCUUGUCCGGCGCAGGUUAGCAUAAUCGCGAAGAGGAGUCCAUGGAAUGGUAUCGAUUUGGGCAACUUUGCUCAAUAG